AUGGCCUCGGCAGGGAGAAAACAGACGAGGAAGGUGAAGAAUACACAAAACUCAAAUGAUCUCCAUGCGUAUGAUUUUACCGUUGACGAUGAAAAGAAAGGUCUGAGCGGCUCAGAGGACGAAGUGAGAGAAGAUGAAACUCCAGUUGUUGAAAAGCUGGCGAAGAAAAGACCCACUGCUUUGGAAGAAGAUCAAAUAAAUGUGGGAAUGGGGAGCGAGGUACAAACUAUGUUGGAAAGGUUUGGAGCUGACAUCAGUAAGGCCCUGCAGGCGAAGAGGAAGCGGCUUGAGUCCUACACCAAGAGUACCUUGAAGGGCAGCAACCAGAAGCUGGAGCAGCUGUGGAAGACCCAGCAGUGUCAGAGGCAGAAGCUGACACAGGAGUACUCCCAGGAGGUGUUCUCUGUGCUGCAGCAGUGGGAGACUGAUGUGCAGAAAUCAGAGGAACAGGAGGAGAAACUUAAUAAUUUAUUUCGACAGCAGCAGAAGCUCUUCCAGCAGGCCAGAGUUGUACAGAGCCAAAAACUUAAGACUGUCAAACAGAUGUAUGAGCAGUUUGCCAAGAGCAUGGAGGAGAUGGAGAAGAGUCACGAGUCCUUUCUAAUGGGAGCACAGUCAGAGCUACGCAAAGAGAUGGGCUUACUGCAGAAAAAGAUAUUGAUGGACACACAACAGCAGGAGAUGGCAACCGUGCGCAAGUCUCUCCACUCCAUGCUGUUCUGAGGACUUCUGCAUCCUUCACCAGACAACAUCCAUUUGAGUGUACCCAUAAUGGCACUCAAUAGAGCCACAGUGAAGACAAUGAAAGCUCAGGUCCAGCCACACUCAUUCACCACAACAUCACAACCAUUAACAGGUCAGGUGUUAGCACCAGUUUGUAAAUGGAAAAUAAUUUUAUUGCUUUUCACUCAUAUUACCGUGUUAGUAUAAUGUCGCAAACACAUUAUAUUGACGCAGAAAAUGCAAAGGCAAAAUGCAUUUGUGCACCGUUUUAAUGCACCACUUUCAUUCCAAGUUUGAAAACCUUGUAACCUGUUAAAAUGUUUCUAUAAUGCAGUUGAAAUAGCAGAGUUUUGUUUUUUUUCUUUACAGAGCAUGUGGCAGUGCCAAAUCUGGUGAUGUCACAUUACAUCAAACCAAAAAAAGAACUGCUGCUUUUUAAAUAUAUGCAGCGACAAUGUUUUGCUCACUCAGCCCAGUUGAUUA
This is a messenger RNA of Conger conger (European conger), 1206 nucleotides long. It is a transcript of the gene sycp3, whose product is annotated as synaptonemal complex protein 3. The record is from RefSeq and is a predicted model, not a curated record. The coding region runs from base 1 to 723 and encodes 240 amino acids. Gene Ontology annotation, biological process: meiotic cell cycle; spermatid development. Gene Ontology annotation, cellular component: synaptonemal complex. NCBI's taxonomy places the organism in Eukaryota, Metazoa, Chordata, Actinopteri, Anguilliformes, Congridae. The transcript is spliced from 8 exons.